Molecule: messenger RNA, 1486 nt
Organism: Phialemonium atrogriseum
Lineage: Eukaryota; Fungi; Ascomycota; Sordariomycetes; Cephalothecales; Cephalothecaceae
Product: mitochondrial carrier domain-containing protein
Exons: 2
Coding region: 333-1283 (316 amino acids)
Biological process (GO): mitochondrial L-ornithine transmembrane transport
Molecular function (GO): L-ornithine transmembrane transporter activity
Source: RefSeq, a predicted model, not a curated record
GAUGGAGCACUUCAACUUUGGGCUCUUCGGGGUCCUAAAAUCACAAGUUUAUACACCUACCCAAUUAUGCGCCUGAAGCUCCCGUCUCUUACAUGUGUCGGGUGUCCCUUGCAUUAACCCCCGCAGCCACCUAGGCAUUUUCGCGCUUGGUGGGGUUUUUGAGCUUGGGAGCUCCACAUGCCUCCAAAAAUCCAUUUACCAAGCCUGCGAAUGAUGACUCGUCUGUUGGCAAUCGCUGCAAUAUGAAGAACAGCCUCUUGCCCUAACUUCCGACUCCUGGAAGUCUUGUUCCUCUUUCAUAUCUCCGGGGCCCCUCGCCUCCCCAAUACGAAAUGGCGUCGGACGUGACAAAACCGCCGGCUUCGGCCGCCCCAGCGCAGCCUGAACAGAAGAACUACAAAGGCUUCGUAGCGGGCGUCUUCUCCGGUAUCGCGAAGCUCUCAGUCGGCCACCCGUUCGACACGAUCAAGGUCCGCCUGCAGACCACGACGGCGGCCCGGUUCAGCGGCCCGCUGCAGUGCGUCAUGCAGACGGUCCGCAACGAGGGCGUCCUGGCGCUCUACAAGGGCGCGUCGCCGCCGCUGGUCGGGUGGAUGUUCAUGGACAGCAUCAUGCUCGGCAGCCUGACGGUGUACCGGCGCCUGCUGCGCGACAACCUCUUCAACCCGCCGUGGCACCCGCUGCACGACCCGGCGGCGCUGCUGCCCUCCCACGGCCACGGCCUCGCGGGGGUCCUGGCCGGCUGCACCGUCAGCUUCGUGGCCGCCCCCGUCGAGCACGUCAAAGCCCGCCUGCAGGUCCAGUACGCCGCCCGCAAGGCCGAGCGCCUGUACCGCGGGCCACUCGACUGCCUCGCCAAGAUCCGCCGCCACCACGGCAUCCGCGGCGUCUACCACGGCCUGUCGGCGACGCUGCUGUUCCGCAGCUUCUUCUUCUUCUGGUGGGGCAGCUACGACGUCUUCACGCGGUGGCUGACCCGCCACACGAGCCUGAGCGCCCCGGCCGUCAACUUCUGGGCCGGCGGCCUGAGCGCCCAGGUCUUCUGGCUGACCAGCUACCCGAGCGACGUCGUCAAGCAGCGCAUCAUGACGGACCCGCUGGGCGGCGGCCUGAACGACGGCCAGAGGAGGUUCAAGGGGUGGCGAGAUGCCGCCGCCGCAGUCUACAGGGAGGGCGGUGCGAGGGGCUACUGGAGAGGCUUCCUCCCCUGCUUCUUGAGGGCGUUCCCAGCCAAUGCCAUGGCUCUGGUUGCAUUUGAAGGCGUCAUGCGCGCGUUACCAUGAUUAAGACUACGAGGGAAGGGCAUGAUGAAAAGAUAUACGGGCAAGCAGAUAUACCCAGCAUUCGCAAUUGCGGAACGGCAUUUGGCUCGUUGAAUUCAUGACAAGGGGAACUAAGUUCCCAUGUUGAUCACUAUUCCCUAUGCACAGGCCGUCUAUCCCUUUUCCCCCUUCCAUUUUGGUAUCCCUUCCAGAACAUCCCGAGA